AUGACCUCAAAACGUAUCCUUUUGCCACCCAUCUCCAUUUGCACAGUAGAAACGACCGCAAAUGCGGGGAUCCAGUCGGGACUUCAAGAUCCGGUCGAAAGUGAGCUGGGGCAAAUCCAUGCCGGAAUACUUGAUGAACACCGCACAGCAGUCGCGGCGACGGAAGAAAGUAAAACCCAAUAUUUGAAUCCAGAUCCUGCUGAAAAAUCUUUCUCAUUCAAUCCCAUGGAGACCACACCUGCGUCAGACGCAAACGAGAAGCACGAGAAAAAGACAAAUCCUAGGGAAUCAGACCGUGCAAGCGCAUCCAAUGCGUCACAGGCAUUCCAGCCCCUAAGCGAACGCAAGAAGGACGCUCACGACCAAACUGAGUCGGAGAAACCUCCAUCAUCUCCUACGAGGGCAAUUGAGUCGGUCAAGGAAGGAAGCGAUUACGAGGACUACGGGGAUUACGGCUGGAAAGCCAGCGCGGACGAGACCCCGCUGUUCGGGGCGGAGAAUGGCGAGGAAAAGACUUUCCUGGACGAUCGGUGCGUCUACGUCAGCACUCUGCUCUUAUGGGACCGUGACUACGACUUCGAAAACAUCACACAAGAGGAGAUAUUGGACAAAGUCACGAAGGCACUCGAUAAAGAGUAG
Molecule: messenger RNA, 639 nt
Organism: Darwinula stevensoni
Lineage: Eukaryota; Metazoa; Arthropoda; Ostracoda; Podocopida; Darwinulidae
Source: the annotation of a GenBank genome assembly